Messenger RNA from Acanthamoeba castellanii str. Neff, 1035 nucleotides. RefSeq names its product slime mold cyclic amp receptor protein. Gene Ontology annotation, cellular component: plasma membrane. The record is from RefSeq and is a predicted model, not a curated record. NCBI's taxonomy places the organism in Eukaryota, Discosea, Longamoebia, Acanthamoebidae. Gene Ontology annotation, molecular function: G protein-coupled receptor activity. The transcript has 6 exons. The coding region runs from base 1 to 1035 and encodes 344 amino acids. Gene Ontology annotation, biological process: adenylate cyclase-activating G protein-coupled receptor signaling pathway; cell surface receptor signaling pathway.
AUGACCAUAGAGUGGAGCCAGGACGAACGGAGGGUGUUUUCGUUAUGCAGCUUCGUCUCGAGCCUCCUGUCCCUCGUCGGCAGCAUCUUCAUCUUCAUCUCCUUUCUGGCCUUCUUCAAAUCGCGUUGGAAACAAAUCACCCACCGCCUGGUCCUCUCCCUCUCGCUCUGCCACCUCCUCCUUUCCGUCUGCUGGCUCAUCGGGGGACCCCUGGACGAGGUCUCCGCCGUCACAUGCCAGGUCCUCGCCCCGCUCCGCUACUAUCUCUUCCUCGCCUCCUUCCUCUGGACCUCCGUCAUCGCCACCGAGAUGCUGUCAAUGUGGUACCGGGCGCGGGUGAACCAGUUCGGCGAGCUGGUCAUUCCCCAGCCCUCCUCCGUGCGCCAAGAGUUGUGCUACCACAUCGCCGCCUGGGGCAUCCCUCUCGCCAUCACGAUCUGGCCCACCAUCUUCCACCACCAGGAGCACGGCCUGUGGCAGUGUUGGUUUGAGGACGACUACUGGACGUUCCUGUUCCUCGGGUUCGUUGCGCUGUCGUGCCUGUACUGCCUGGGCGUCUACUGCCUCGCGCUGUUCAAAUACCGAACCCGAUUAUACGAAGCGGGUACGUAUUCGGACAUCCAGAGGUCCAAGCGAACCGAAAUCAAGUUUCGCGUCACCGGAUACCUGCUUGCUUUCCUCAUCACAUGGAUUCCUCUGGCGGUGCUGCAGAUCAUGGAGACGGUGGACAGCACGCGCUCGGCGCCGAUGUUCGUGUUCACCGUGAUCUCGGCCUCGCUAGUGCCGCUCACCGGCUUCCUCGAUUCGAUCAUCUACGGCUGGGACCGCACAUUGUGGGAGUCCCUCGUCGCCUGUCUCACCUGCAGCCGCCGCCGACGAAACCGAUCGCGCAGCCGCGCACUCCUCGGCGCUGGCGGCGGCCGCAACGGCAGGAGCACCUCGGUCAACGGCGUGGCCGCCGCCGGUGGUGACAACCACCACCAGUACGGGGCAGCCCGGGAGGAGUCAACCCUUGCCUUCUCCGACAGCGACUGA